Molecule: messenger RNA, 1022 nt
Organism: Hibiscus syriacus
Lineage: Eukaryota; Viridiplantae; Streptophyta; Magnoliopsida; Malvales; Malvaceae
Product: L-ascorbate peroxidase, cytosolic-like
Exons: 10
Coding region: 107-856 (249 amino acids)
Biological process (GO): hydrogen peroxide catabolic process; cellular response to oxidative stress; response to reactive oxygen species
Molecular function (GO): heme binding; peroxidase activity
Source: RefSeq, a predicted model, not a curated record
UGUAAGUGAGCUCGAGCUCGGCUCGUGUCCAUUGCGUUGUUUUGGGGUUUAUCAAUCAUUCCAUUACUCUCUCGGUUACCUCACGAAAAAAGUUAUUUACGAGAAAAUGACGAAGUGUUACCCAACUGUGAGCGAGGAAUACCAGAAGGCAGUUGAAAAGGCUAAGAGGAAGCUCAGAGGUCUCAUCGCUGAGAAGAACUGUGCUCCUCUGAUGCUCCGUCUGGCAUGGCACUCAGCUGGAACUUUCGAUGUUAAGACCAAGACCGGGGGUCCAUUCGGAACCAUGAAGCAGCUUGCUGAGCUCGCACACGGUGCUAACAACGGCCUCGAUAUCGCCGUUAGACUUCUCGAGCCGAUCAAGGAGCAGUUCCCUAUCCUUUCCUAUGCUGACUUCUAUCAGCUUGCUGGCGUUGUCGCCGUUGAGAUUACUGGUGGUCCUGAAAUUCCCUUCCAUCCCGGAAGAGAGGACAAGCCUCACCCACCACCUGAGGGCCGUCUUCCUGAUGCUACCAAGGGAGCUGAUCACUUGAGACAGGUUUGGUGCUCAAUGGGUCUCAGCGACCAGGAUAUUGUUGCUCUUUCUGGUGGUCACACCCUGGGAAGGUGCCACAAGGAGAGGUCUGGAUUUGAGGGACCUUGGACUACCAACCCUCUCAUCUUUGACAACUCUUACUUCAAGGAGCUCUUGUCAGGAGAGAAGGAAGGCCUUCUGCAGCUGCCAAAUGACAAAGUUCUCUUGUCUGAUCCUUCUUUCCGUCCAUUGGUUGAUAAAUAUGCCGCCGAUGAGGAUGCCUUCUUUACUGAGUAUGCUGAAGCUCACCUGAAGCUCUCUGAGCUUGGAUUUGCUGAUGCAUAAGCUUGUGGUUGCGGAAUAGGAAGAAGCCAACAACAUUUGCCUCCACAGAAUGUAUUGGGUUUUGUGAUCUGAAAGAAGUUAGUGAAUAGGCAGUUGUUGCUUGAAAAAAUAUGGGUAUUUGCAGUUUUAUUUUGUUGAACGACGUUAGUGGAGAUUUCUGGUCGAA